AUGAAGCACUGCAUAAGCGUGCGUACCGAAACCUGUACAAGCAAAUAUACCGUAUGCGCACGGAGGAGCAUACCGCCCGAUGAGGCCACAGAACGGGAGAAUCUGACUAACAGCCACACGAUGUUGUGUCGUAACGGGAAACUGGUGAGACAAAUGAACAAGCUGGGGAGGAUAGUGGUGCCCCGCAAAAAGAAGAAGGGAGAAUGGCACUUCUACCAUUUGGAAUACAGCACAAACGUCGGUCAACGAUGCGUACAGGAAGAGAAGAAUAGCUUUAAUGAAAUGUGGAAAACGGUUGUUAGGCAGGAUUAUAUAAAAAGAAUUAUGAAUAUUUUUGGAGAGCAAAAUUUCACUAGUGGAAAUAACGGAGGAGGGACUGUGAGAGCCCCCUACCCUUGUUACUUCGUCUUGGGGGCGGAAGGUGUGGGAAAGAAGUUUUUCAUACAAAAGGCGAAAGAAGUGUUUUUAAGAAAGCAAUCCCAUUGGGGGAAAGUACCAAAUGGAACCCCCCCAGGAGGAGCAAACCAAAAUGGGGUUUCCCACAAAGGGCAACUGCAUGGAGAAGGAGAAGGAAGUAGAAGAAAUAUUUUUUUCGAGUACGACUUUAAAGACAUAAAGGAGAGCGAAUCAGUCAUCCCCUUCUCCGUGAAAUUGCACAAGUUGGAUGAAUUCCUAAGAUACAAACUGAUGAAAGAAGUAAAGAGCGACGUGGCAAGUGGAAAAAUAAAUAUGAACGAUAUUUAUAAGAAUUUCAUCUUGGGGGGAAGAGUAAACGAUAGAGAAGAUACCCUUUUUGCGAAAUUUCCAGUCUUUUUCAAACACAUAUUAAACACUCCUCAAAUGUAUGAUUAUUUGAAUGACCAAGACAGGAAAAACAUCGCAAAGUGGAUAAACUUGUUGGAGAUGAAAAACUACAAGUAUGAUAAUUUCCUUUCCUUUUUAAACAUUCUUUUGAAAAAAUUAAACGUAAAAUGUUUUGUAUAUGAGUUGAAUGAAUUCAGCGCGUUUUUAUAUUUUUUAAAAAUGUUGGCAGAGUGUGAAGAGUAUCAGUACUGUAUGAACAAGACGGAGGGAAUACUUUCGGAUUUUUCUAGUGGUCUAUUCCUCUAUCGUUAUUUUUUGUCCUUAACUAACUUUUUAACAAGUACAUAUGGAUACAAUUUUUGUUUCGUUUUUUAUAAUUUGCAUUGUUUCCUUUUGGGUCCUCAGCCCAUGAGCAAUUUCCACUUUUUUGCCAAAUGGUGCGAAGAAAAUGUGUACAGGCACAAGGUCCCGGUGAUUUUUCACUCCAUUAAGAAUAUAGAGAUGAUGAAGUUUGUGUUCGUUUUUAACAAUCUGGUGGUGAGGCAUGCUGGGGGGGGCACCUUCACCCCGUUCGGCAGGGUUGGACGCGGCGAUAGUGUUGGUCGCGGCGGUAGCACUGGUGAUGACGCAGAGAAAUCACCUCGAAGAAAGGGGAACUCAAUGGAGGAGAGUGACUUCCCCCCCAAUUUUGACGUGACGAAGAAGGAGCUGCAGAAUUAUCACCUCAUAAGGGAACACCUAAUCGAAAUAAACGACCUUUCCUACGACAUGGUCAGGUGUUUAGUCAUUCCUAAUUAUGUGAAGGAUGAAAAGGUGGUGAAGUGUAUUUACGACAUCAUAGGGGGGAAUGCCCACUUAGUAAGAACAGUUUGUAAAGGAUUACAUGAGCUGAAUAGCCAGUUUGAUGAAGAAAAAAUGAGGAAUCAAAUUGAAGUGGAAAAAAAACAAAACGUUACUUACGACAUGGAUGAAGAAGGCCAAAUCAACGUAAGGAAUAACAGCAUCGAAGAAAUUGUACAGCAUCGAAAAUUGGAGCAGCAAAAAGAAUUUUUAAAAAAUAUACAUGAGAACAUUCUACACACAUUUAUCCUUGACUUCGAGAGGAAAGUACGCACCUUCUUUAGCCUCCCCAAUGUUGAGCGGUUGAAGAGGAGUGGAAAGUCUACAGAGAAUGGGGGAGAACAAAAAGUUGAAAGGGAAACACCAAAGGAAGGACUAACCUAUAUUCAAUUCUACUUCACCAUUUUUGAAGCUAUCAAAUAUUUUUUAAAAAAAAAAAAAAUUUUUUGUAAAAAUAUAAUAAACCUGAAUAACCCCGUUUUACUUGGUCUCAUUGACGUGAACAUCAUUCACUAUAAUUAUGAACAUGGGUACCUCGAAUUGACUAACCAGCUUUACGAAGUCCUGCUGAUGAACUACAUCGAUAUGAAGUACAGGCAAUUUCCUCUCAAGUAUAGGGCCCAGUACAAUAUUAACUAUGUGCUUAACUAUAAGAUAAUUCAGCACGAGUUUAACUUGCUGGAGUCCCAGGCGUAG
Molecule: messenger RNA, 2340 nt
Organism: Plasmodium knowlesi strain H
Lineage: Eukaryota; Apicomplexa; Aconoidasida; Haemosporida; Plasmodiidae
Product: conserved protein, unknown function
Exons: 1
Coding region: 1-2340 (779 amino acids)
Source: RefSeq, a predicted model, not a curated record